Molecule: messenger RNA, 5116 nt
Organism: Chinchilla lanigera (long-tailed chinchilla)
Lineage: Eukaryota; Metazoa; Chordata; Mammalia; Rodentia; Chinchillidae
Gene: Rhobtb2
Product: Rho-related BTB domain containing 2
Exons: 10
Coding region: 572-2755 (727 amino acids)
Biological process (GO): small GTPase-mediated signal transduction
Molecular function (GO): protein binding; GTP binding; GTPase activity
Source: RefSeq, a predicted model, not a curated record
CUGUUACGGCAGCGGUUCCUGGGUGCGAUUUUUUUUCCUCCCCCCUUUUUUCUCUCUCGUCUUCUCUCUUUUUUUUUUCCUUUCCCUUUUUGUGAAUGAAAAAAGGAGGUCGCUAGCGGCGCCCGGCUCUGCAGCGCUAGGCAGACGUCUUCAGACAGUGCCGGCGCCGCGGGCCUCGCCCGGCUCCUUGCACUCCCGCGCGCCCGCAGCCUCAGCCGGAGCCCGGCCUGGCCCGGCCCCGCAGCCGGAGGUCGGGGCGGCCGCGCGCAGCCCAGCCCGCGCCCCCGCCUCCAUGACAUUGGGCGCCCCGGGCGCGGGGAGAUGCUGAUCCGGAAGAGGCAGUGUCUGCAGUGCAGCGCCGUCCGGCCUGGGCUGAUCUGCCAGAGUUUCUGAUCAUCGCGAACAGGGCCGGACCUGGAGCCCACAGCGGCCGGCGAGGGAGGCCGGCGUCGUCCUAACUUGCCCGCGUGGAGUGACCCCAGACAUCUCACUAAAAUGAACGUGCUUAGCAGGAAGAGAUGUGUUCCGUACACUAGCAAUUACCCCGUCACAUGUAGUGGUGUCCCAAUUAAUGGAUUCUGACAUGGAUUAUGAAAGACCAAACGUAGAGACCAUCAAGUGCGUGGUGGUGGGGGACAACGCUGUGGGCAAGACCAGGCUCAUCUGUGCCCGGGCCUGCAAUGCCACCCUCACCCAGUACCAGCUGCUCGCCACCCAUGUGCCCACAGUGUGGGCCAUCGACCAGUAUCGUGUGUGCCAAGAGGUGCUGGAACGCUCCCGAGACGUGGUAGAUGAUGUCAGUGUCUCCCUGCGCCUCUGGGACACCUUUGGAGACCACCACAAAGAUCGCCGCUUUGCUUAUGGGAGAUCGGAUGUGGUGGUUCUGUGCUUCUCCAUUGCCAACCCCAAUUCCCUCCACCAUGUCAAGACCAUGUGGUACCCAGAAAUCAAGCACUUCUGCCCCCGAGCGCCUGUCAUCCUGGUGGGCUGCCAGCUGGACCUGCGCUAUGCUGACCUGGAGGCCGUCAACAGAGCAAGGCGGCCCUUGGCCAGGCCCAUCAAGCCCAAUGAGAUCCUUCCCCCGGAAAAAGGUCGGGAGGUGGCCAAGGAACUGGGCAUCCCCUACUAUGAGACCAGCGUGGUGGCCCAGUUUGGCAUCAAGGACGUCUUUGACAAUGCCAUCCGGGCUGCGCUCAUCUCCCGGCGCCACCUACAGUUCUGGAAGUCUCACCUCCGCAAUGUGCAGCGGCCUCUGCUCCAGGCACCCUUCUUGCCCCCCAAGCCCCCGCCCCCCAUCAUCGUGGUGCCCGACCCCCCCUCCAGCAGUGAGGAAUGCCCCGCCCACCUCCUGGAGGACCCGCUCUGUGCGGACGUCAUCCUGGUGCUGCAGGAGCGGGUGCGUAUCUUUGCCCACAAAAUCUACCUCUCCACCUCCUCCUCCAAGUUCUACGACCUGUUCCUCAUGGACCUGAGUGAGGGGGAGCUGGGAGGCCCCUCGGGGCCAGGGGGACCCCGCCCAGAGGACCACCGGGGCCACCCCGAUCAACACCACCACCAUCACCACCACCACCACGGGCGGGACUUCCUGCUACGGGCAGCCAGCUUCGAUGUAUGUGAGAGCGUGGAUGAGGUGGGAGGCUCCGGUCCUGCUGGUCUCCGAGCCUCAACCAGUGACGGGAUCUUGCGGGGCAGUGGAACAGGGUACCUGCCAGGCAGGGGUCGUGUGCUGUCUUCCUGGAGCCGAGCUUUUGUCAGCAUCCAGGAAGAGAUGGCAGAGGAUCCUCUGACCUACAAAUCCCGGCUGAUGGUGGUGGUGAAGAUGGAUAACUCCAUCCAGCCAGGGCCCUUCCGGGCUGUUCUCAAGUACCUGUACACAGGCGAACUGGGUGAGAAUGAGCGGGACCUCAUGCACAUCGCCCACAUUGCCGAGCUGCUGGAAGUCUUCGAUCUGCGCAUGAUGGUGGCCAACAUUCUCAACAACGAGGCCUUCAUGAACCAGGAGAUCACCAAGGCCUUCCACGUCCGCCGCACCAACCGGGUUAAGGAGUGCUUGGCGAAGGGCACCUUCUCAGACGUGACCUUCAUCCUGGAUGAUGGUACCAUCAGCGCCCACAAGCCCCUGUUGAUUUCCAGUUGUGACUGGAUGGCUGCCAUGUUUGGGGGGCCGUUUGUGGAAAGUUCCACCAGGGAGGUGGUGCUUCCCUACACGAGCAAGAGCUGCAUGAGGGCGGUGCUGGAGUACCUCUACACGGGCAUGUUCACCUCCAGCCCCGACCUGGACGACAUGAAGCUCAUCAUCCUGGCCAACCGCCUCUGCCUGCCGCACUUGGUUGCCCUCACAGAACAGUACACGGUGACCGGGCUGAUGGAAGCAACCCAGAUGAUGGUGGACAUCGACGGAGAUGUCCUCGUGUUCCUGGAGCUGGCUCAGUUCCACUGUGCGUACCAGUUGGCCGACUGGUGUCUCCACCACAUCUGUACCAACUACAACAACGUGUGCCGCAAGUUCCCCCGAGACAUGAAGGCCAUGUCCCCAGAAAACCAGGAGUACUUCGAGAAGCACCGCUGGCCGCCCGUCUGGUACCUGAAGGAGGAGGACCACUACCAGCGCGCGCGCAAGGAGCGCGAGAAGGAGGACUACCUGCACCUGAAGCGGCAGCCCAAGCGGCGCUGGCUGUUCUGGAACAGCCCCUCCUCCCCGUCCUCCUCCGCAGCCAGCUCGGCGUCCCCGUCCUCCUCCUCGGCCGUGGUCUGAGAUGCUGCCACCCUCUCCCAACCCUGCUGCUGUCGUCCCCGUUUGCCCUUGUCCCUGCACUCUUCAGCAUCACCCCCUCCACCCAACAGGGACAAGGGGACCCACCUAACCAGGACCCUAAGGGCAGAGCUGAUGUCACCAGCCAGCACGGCUUAGGAGCUGGCCUUCCUCAGAACAGGGUCAGCCGCAGGGCCCCUGGUUCCGGGCAGGGCAGGGUCCCGGCUGGGGGCAGGAAGAGAAAGGGCUCCUGCGUCUUCUCUCUGGGCUUGAGGACACGAGCGUUCGAGGGAAACAGCUCCCUGCAGGAGGGUGUGUUUGUGUGUCUAUCCCUGCUCUGGCCAGGGAGGCAGCCCCUGUCCCAGACAGCGAGGGCCCUGCCUGUCAGCCACGCCUUUCCAUCCGUGGGCUUCAGGGUGGCAAACGUUUCGUGGGCGUUGCUACGUGGAACACACUCAGAUCCUCACGGGAGAAGUCAGGGUAGAAAUUAAGCUUUCAGAGCCCAACUCAAGAUGUCUGUGUCCUGGGGCACAGCUGCAAAAGGCCACUCGUGUAAAGGUUUUUGUCCUGCCAGUGUCCCUCCAGGGCUGCAGCCAAUGCAGGCCUGAGGGCAGGUGGCAGAGGUGGUUCUGAGCUCCAGGCCUGGAGGUGGGGCCUCUCGUGGCAGUGAGAAACUGCUCUCCCGCUCCUGCAUGCCUCACAUUUGGAGGUGGGAGCCAGAGGCAGCAGCUGGGGCGGGGGAGAAGGAGGAAGGGUGCGGUUUGUGCAAAGCAAUGCCUCGCUCCUCUGCGGUGGGAGGGGCUUGCUCUGCCCCUGGGUAGCACUGCUUUUUAUGGGGCGGGGCAAAAUUAGUGAAAAAACAACAGAGGGAUGAAAACCAAACUCAAAAGAAGGUCACCAACAGAAACACGCGAUCUCCCCAAAGAAUGAAGAUCAGAAAAAGACCCUGUAGAGCCUACAUUUUUAUAAAGCCAAACCGAAGGCUCCGGGAUGAGGAGACAAGAGGUUAGGCUGCAUUGUCUACUCUGAGCCCUUGCAGGGAAGGACCUGACGCCUCUGUGGCUGAGGAUGCCCUGGCCUUGCUGGCUGCCCCUCAGGGAAGCCCAGCUCCUGGCCUGCAGCUUGCUGGGGACAAGCUGUGGGGUUGGAGGGAGGGCUUUGGUCUAAGGGCUCGAGCAGCGCUGUCCAUCUUGAAGGUGCCUGGACAGAGCUGGAGAACAGGAGUCUCCUGUAAUGAAGGAUCAAAGACAGCCCGUCUAGACCUGGUUUACCAUAAAGGGAAGGAGAAAGAGAAUGCAGCAGUUUAGUCCACAGAGAAGGAUGAGAUUGCAGGAUUAAAUAGUAGCUUUGCCCAUGGGGUAAAAGCUGUGCCUCAGCUGACCUUUUCCCCGUUUCCUAAUCCUGACCCACUCUUCACCACCCCUCACCCUUCUUAGAUCUCUGGGAUGGAGUCCUGCAGAAGCGAGGCACGGUCAGGAGACAGUGCCGGUUCAGAGCCCUGAGAGAUGCUUUAGGAAAAAGGACUGGCUAGGCACCAGGGAUGGCUGAUUAACUCUGGGACAGGCGGCCCAGAAACAGCUGACUCUGCAAUGAAUGGGUGGUAUCCAGACCUGGAGCUCUGGGUGAACCCCUGUUCUCUGGGCUGGGACCUUUGGCUGGGAAGGCAGUUACAUGCUGCCCUCUGCUGGAGAUCAAAUUUCCUGCAGCUGAGCUCUGCCCUGGCUUCCAAGGCAAGGCUGUGCCCCAUUCAUUGCCUUUGAGAAGGAAGCAUGCAGACCAGGGCAGCCCCUUCCCUCCAAGAAGGGGACGAAGCUGAGGGCACACGGGGCCUCCCAGGAACUGUAGGUCCUAAAGAGCCAAGGAGGAGGAAUUGGUCUCCCAGGAGCCUGCAGGGCUCGGCACCCAGGGCUACUGAUGAGGGUGGACAGGCUGGUGGUGAGAGCUGAGGCCCAGAGGAGAGCGCCACAGUAUCCCCACGAGGCAGGCCCACACACUCCUCAGGGACCCACCGCCCUGCCCCACAGCUCUGCUAGAACCAGUCUGUACCCCAGGGGCUGUGGGGGAGGCAGGCCAGCGCGGGGUAGGGAGGAGGUGUGAGUUCCGGUCCCUAGGGACUGGUGCUCUGGCGUGCAGGAGGCAGAAACAGGAAACACCUGGUGCAGGACACGCCCCAGGCACCAGGGAGGGAGGGAGGGAGGGGUGGAUGACACAGCAAGAAACACUCCCCAGACUCCUGGCACUCCGCUGUUUCAGAGGAGAACCGGAGGACGGGGCCAAAAAACAAAAACCCACACCUCUUUUUAUAUAAGGUUUCAUAUUUAAUUUGGUCAUAAAUUCAUAAAUACACAUGUAUUUUGUACCAAA